CUUUUUUAAAUAUUUUUAAACUAUUAAUUAUUGAAAUUUAAAAAAACAAUAUCAUCAUGUUGUUUUAAUUUUAUAUUUGAGCUAUUGAAUCUUACUAAAUAACUCAAAGCGGAAGAAAAUACAUUAUUAUUUUCGUUAAUUCGAGAUUUAGAUUAAUCUCAGCUCUAAAACAUUCUCAACUUCAAUUUUAUUCAACACCAUUUCAAUUUAUUUAUCAGAAUCAAUUUUCCUUCUGGGAAGAGCAGAGUCUCAUUCAAAGAAUUAACUUUGAUCUGUUCUUGAACUUUCCGAUGUCUUCAGAAAAUAAUUCCGACUUCACCGGAGAAGAUAGGGAUUUUCCAAAAUCAAAAUUGGCCUUUGACUUUAAAGUAUACGAAAGACCUAUCUAUAGACCAAACAGUGGUCCGCCUCUUCAGCCAAUUUCUCUCAUUCCUCCUCACGAUUUAAAGGGAAUUAUUCUUGAUUGUUUUCCAUAUCCAAAACCAAAGGACCCUAGCCACUUCUUGGUGGGUUACGAAAAGGAGCCACAUAAUCAGCUUAUUAUACAUCCAGAUAAUAUUCGCGAUUAUGUAUCAGAAUAUACUCUGGAGAAUUGGGAACAUGAACGAAGUACGGCGGAAGAAAAUCGUGCCAUCGAAGAACUCCAACCGCGCUUGAUAGCUGCAGAGAGAGCAAGAGUGUUGCGAGAAUUAAAAAAGGCCGGGUUGUCACGUGAUGUUCUCAAAGGAGAGUAUGCCGAACAGUAUCAAGCAAUUGGGAUACCGAAAAAAAGAGGGAGGCCUCCUAAAUCUAUGGCGAGUGUAUUUAAGCCAAUACCUAAGCUGGCACCUCAUGUACCAGGUGAGAAGCGCCGACCAGGGCGACCUAGGAAAGUAGUGGAAGUUCAUGUCAAUUCACCUACUACCUCGCACCAUCGCCAACCAUCCUUAUCCCAACCAUCUCUGUCACAACCUUUUUCUACAGCAUCAAGAGCAAUGUUGGAGCAUGCAUUUGCCAAUUCAGGCAGUGAAGAGGAAGAAGAUGACGCGGAUCUUGUGUUGGAUCAACAACUUAACGAAGAGGCAAACCAGGAAUCUACCUCCAUUAUGAAUUCCUCUACUGCAGCUUCGAGUCCUGUCAUGAAAGCUUCAGGUCAUGGAAAAAUGAACAAGACACCCGUUCAGUCACCUCAGAAGAACAAAUCUUUUCAAAAGUCACCUCACAAUCGUUCCCAACGAGCUCCAAUUCUCCCAGGCAUGAGUGUCAACGCAUAUCCGUACAAGGAUUCGAACAUUGAUGCUUACAACGAGAACAAUAGCAAGGGGGUCGAAGGGAGUCCAAUCAUGCACAAUCGAUCUCCUUCAAGCCUUCAGCACUUACCUAUUCUAUCGGCAGAAAAUUGCAAACAGCCCAUUUACCGUACAUCUCAGCGUAAAGGUCAGGGAGCUCAAUCGAAAAUCGUCGAUUACUUUGAUGAUUCCGACACCCAAAUCCAUACUCCAGAGAAGGUAGAAGCGAACCAAUACCACCAGUCCGCAUCUAGUCUCAAGCGCAAAUCUUCCCCAUCUUUGGAACAAGAAAGAGGGUCAAGUGGAAAAUCUCGAAUUAAAAGUAGAAGACUUCACAAAGAUGCCUAUGACUACUUGGAUGCCGAUUACAAAGAGCCUUCGAAGAAAGGGGUCCAAGCAGCCAUGAAUUACCGUGCCUCAAGCUCCGAUCUUAGCCCAAGUGCACGACGUGGAAGCGAUAGUUUCAAUCUCCGUAGCUCCAGAAGCAGGAGUCAAAGACUCGGAUCUUCCCCGGAAGCUGAAUUAGAUGCAGAAGAUGAGCGUCGGAGUGAAGAUGAAAGCAAAGAGAGGGACUCGGAAAAAGCUUUUGAAGACGAACCGCCAGUGUGGUCUGUGAAAUCUAUCUUGGACCACAAGUAUGAAUGGAAUGAAAACCACGAUAAGCAGGAACUAUGGUAUUUUGUUGAUUGGGAAGGAGAUUGGGAUCCAUCAUGGGAGCCUGCCAAACUCGUCUCAGAUGGGGCCAUCGAUGAAUACAUCGCUUCACGGCGAGCUAAUGGACUUGGUAAUCUUUCUAUUUCCAUCAACGCGAUGGAUAUUAGAGGAAAUGAUGGUGAGGUAUCACAGGGAAAUGACCUUGAACAUAGUAUCGAGAAUGAUAUAUACUUGUAGCUAUUGAUGGUGGAGAGGAAUUAGGAGGCUCGAGUUUGAAAGGAAAAGAGGAGAAAAGAAGAUGGCGAAGCAGACACUGCACAACGGUCAAAGGCUAUGAAAUCUAGCAUGUGGGUGAAUUCUAAUGGGGUGAUCAUGGAUCAUUGAUGGAAUCAUGAUAAGGGCGUUCUCAGCGGCAUUCUGUGGUAUUAUGUAAGAAUUAUUUGGUACAUGGCUAUAGUAUAUUUCGGCAUUAUUUGGAGUAUUUUAACUAGGCGAAGAGCCUACGUAUAUCCAAUAG
Messenger RNA from Sclerotinia trifoliorum, 2439 nucleotides. The record is from the annotation of a GenBank genome assembly. NCBI's taxonomy places the organism in Eukaryota, Fungi, Ascomycota, Leotiomycetes, Helotiales, Sclerotiniaceae.